Amphiprion ocellaris (clown anemonefish) is the source of this 5923-nucleotide messenger RNA. Its product is annotated as trichohyalin-like. NCBI's taxonomy places the organism in Eukaryota, Metazoa, Chordata, Actinopteri, Pomacentridae. The coding region runs from base 4373 to 5113 and encodes 246 amino acids. The record is from RefSeq and is a predicted model, not a curated record. The transcript has 3 exons.
GGUUCUGAGGAACUUUUUGCAGACGUGGUUGACUUGAACAAACAGUAAUGAUGUCAUUUCCUGCCUGUGUUGCUGUUUGUGGUAAUCAACAGUCUAAACAGCUGAUUGGUGGACCUGCUGACCCCGCCCCUCUGAGGUUAAUCAGCUUGUAGAGGAUAAUCUCUCCCACACCCUGAACCAGUUUAACUAACCCACAGCGUCUCCAUGGCAACACGCCGGUAACCAGCCCUGAUCUCAUUUAUUAGUUGCUGGAUCAGUUUAAUCCUCGACGAGUGAAACAGGAAGCUGAACGCUGGAGCUGCUGAUCAUGUGCAGAGUUCAGGAGGAUGAAGGGAUGAAGGAGAGCAGAUGAACCUUCAGACACGUGUUCAGCCGAGCAGCUACCAGGUGGAGACACUUUAUUCUACAUGUCUUAUUCACAAAAGUGUUUCAUCAGAUCCUGGAGAACCAGAACCAGAACAUUCCUCCUGGUUCUGGUUCUCCCGGACCCACUCAGCUGAGACCAAAACAUUCAGAGAGUUUCAGGUUGAACUGCAGGCAGUGUUUCCUCAGAGAGACUAAAAUAAAUGCAGCAGAAACAUAGACCAGAGGAGCAGGUAGUUGGAGAUCCAUCCAGCAUGGAGGAACAUCUACAGAUGAUGAGCAGAGUAGAGAGGAAACACGGAGAUAGAAGAACAUCAAUGUAGCCAGGCUGACAAAGGGUCAGACCUCUGUUCAACCUUGUAUUCCUUUAGCUUUGAGCAGUAACAACUUCAUGAGCUUCUUUACAAAUAAAAUUAUAACGAUUAGAGAAAAAAUUAAUCUGGCCCUUCCUACAAAUGUCACAGAUGUAUCAUCGAGUACAGAUACUUUAGAAUUGGCUGUAAGACCAGAUGGAUAUUUAGAAUUUUUCACUCCCAUACAUCUCUCUGAACUAAUUUCAAUAGUUUCUACAUCCAAACCAUCCACAUGUCUUUUAGAUCCUAUCCCAACUGGACUGUUCAAGGAGGCUUUACCUUUAAUUAAUUCCUCAAUGUUAGAUCUGAUUAAUCUCUCUCUAGUAACAGGCUAUGUACCACAGGCUUUUAAGGUUGCUGUAAUCAAACCUUUACUUAAAAAGCCCACUCUAGAUCCACAUGUUUUAGCCAACUAUAGACCAAUUUCCAACCUCCCAUUUCUCUCCAAAAUUCUGGAAAGAACAGUUGCAAAUCAAUUAUGUGAACAUUUACAAAGGAAUAGCUUGUUUGAAGAGUUUCAGUCAGGCUUCAGAGUGCAUCAUAGCACAGAAACAGCUCUGGUGAAAGUUACUAAUGACCUUCUCAUAGCGUCAUAUAAUGGACUGGUCUCUAUACUUAUUUUAUUGGACCUUAGUGCAGCAUUCGAUACAAUCGACCACAAACUUUUAUUACAGUGACUAGAACAUUCUAUUGGCAUUAAAGGGACAGCACUGGACUGGUUUAAAUCCUACUUAUCAGACAGGUUCCAGUUUGUGCAUGUCAACAAUGACUCUUCUGAGCAUACUAGGGUUAAUCAUGGAGUUCCUCAGGGUUCUGUCUUAGGACCAAUACUGUUCACAUUAUACAUGCUUCCCUUAGGCAAUAUUAUUAGGAAGCACUGUAUUAAUUUCCAUUGUUAUGCUGACGACACUCAAUUGUAUUUAUCUAUGAAGCCAAAUGAAACUAAUCAGCUAGCUAGACUGCAAGAUUGUCUUAAGGACAUAAAGACCUGGAUGACCUAUAAUUUCUUACUACUAAAUUCAGACAAGACUGAAGUCAUUGUAUUUGGCCCCAAACAUCUUAGAGAAUUGCUUUCAAAGCAUAUAGUUACUCUGGAUGGCAUUACAUUGGCCUCCAGUACUACUGUGAGGAACCUUGGUGUUAUCUUUGACCAGGACAUGUCCUUUAACUCACACAUAAAACAAAUCUGUAGGACUUCCUUUUUCCACCUGAGAAAUAUUGUGAAAAUCAGGAACAUCCUGUCUCAGAGUGAUGCAGAAAAACUAGUCCAUGCAUUUGUUACUUCUAGGCUUGACUACUGUAAUUCCUUAUUAUCAGGUUGUCCCAAUAGCUCUCUGAAACAUCUACAGCUGAUCCAAAACGCUGCAGCCAGAGUACUGACGGGAGUUAGCAAGAGAGAUCAUAUUUCUCCUAUAUUGGUUUCUCUUCAUUGGCUUCCUGUUAAAUCUAGAAUAGAAUUCAAAAUCCUUCUUCUGACAUAUAAAGCUCUUAACAACCAAUCUCCAUCAUAUCUUAAAGACCUGAUAGUACCAUAUUAUCCUAGCAGAACUCUUCGCUCAGACUGCAGCCUUACUUGUUGUUCCUAGAAUCUCUAAAAGUAGAAUGGGAGGCAGAGCCUUCAGUUAUCAGCUCCUCUCCUGUGGAACCAGCUCCCAGUUUGGGUUCUGGAGGCGGACACCCUCUCUAAUUUUAAGACCAGGCUUAAAACCUUCCUCUUUGACAAAGCUUAUAGUUAGGGCUGACUGGGUGACCCUGACGGGGUGAGCUGGUGUUUUCAUUGGCAAAACUGACUUCCCCUCUUGACGUCCCUUUAGUUUGCCCCUAGUUAUGCUGCUAUAGGCCUAGGCUGCUGGGGAACCUCUCUUGAUGCACUGAACCCUUCUCUAACUACCUAUGUAUUUACUAUAUAUACCAUUAUUGCAUUACACUCACUCUGUUUCUCCCUGUGUCCUUUCUCCGAGUGUCCCUGGUCCCAGAGCUGGAUGCUUCAGAUGUGUGGUUGUGUUUCAUGGUCCUUGUGUCCCACCCCCCACCUCUCUAUCCCUACCUCUAUCUCUACCUUUCUACCUCUUCUGUCCCUCUCAGCCCGUCCGGCCAGCAGCAGAUGGUUCCCCCACAUUAGAGCCAGGUUCUGCUCGAGGUUUUUUUCCCUGUUAAAAGGGUGUUUUCCUGCCACUGUCUCCUUAGGGCUGCUCUGGGGGUUCAGGCAUAUGGGUUCUGUAAAGCGUCUCGAGACAAUUUGACUGUAAUUGGUGCUAUAUAAAUAAAAUUGAAUUGAAUUGAAUUGAAUAAGAGACACAAAAUGACAGAAACAAGACAUAAAACGUAAAAAAUGAGAAAUAAAAUGACCCAACUAACACGCAAAAGGACAAAAAUGAGACCAAAAAGUGACACAAAAGGGCAAAAAACAGGACAAAGUGACAGAAGCAAGACAUAAAAUGACACAAAUUAGACUCAAAAUGACAAAAAUGAGACAGAACGCCAUAAAACAGGAAGUAAGCAACAGAAAUGUGACACAAAACAACAAAAAAACAAGACAAAAUGACAAACUGACAAAUGAGACACUACACAAGACAGAAAAUAACAAAAAACACAAAACGACAAAAAGGAGACCAAAAAAUGACUAAAAAAGGAAAACACAAGAGAAAAUGACACAAAAUGAGACACAAAACAACAACAAGAUAGAAAAAAUGACCACAAACACACAAAAUGUAAAAAAAUGAGACACAAAAUGACAAAAUCAUCAUGAAAGGACCCAAAUGACAAUGAUAAAUCUGUGCAAAAAAAGUGCAAAAAUGACUUCUAAACUGUCUGAAAAGGCAUGAACUUGAGCAGAAGUGUUGAUUGUAAAUGUUCCUAAACCUGUUAGAAAUGAUCAUGAGGAAAACCAAAGCUACUGGAUAAAUAAAGUAAAAAAAAAAAAAGAGUCGGGAGCUCCGAGCCGCUGCGUCUGUGCGCGCCACCAUCUGAAAUUCAGCAGAAACAGAGAACAGAGGAGAAGGUUGUUGGAGAUCCAUCCAGCAUGAAGAAACAUCUACAGAUGAUGAGCAGAGUAGAGAGGAAACAUGGAGAUAGAAAAACAUCUACAGGAUGAGGAGAUGGUAGGAGCUUCAGGAGAAACCAACUGAUGGAAGAUGUUUCUAGAAACAUCUUCCAUCCUCCAGCUGGUUUCUCCUGAAGUUCCUACCAUUAACAGGACCUGGAUGACUAAGAACCUCCAGAGAACAAUGAGGAGAACAUUAGUUGAGAGAAACUGGUUCAGACUCAGGAUCUGAAAUAGUCUUGGAUUGUGGCUGAGAUGAAACGUGAAACAAUCAAGGACAUGAUCAGCGUCUUUCAUGGUUCCUGAGAUGUUGUUCAGACUAAACUUUCUACAGAUAGUUGGAGAGCAGAGGAACCCUGAUGACUGUUGUCCUUCAGAAGGUGAGAACAUGUUGAAUCGCCUUCAGGUUGACCUGUCAUCAUCCAGAAGAUCAGAGAGCAGCUCACAGCUUAGAGGAGGGUCUCAGCUCUAAAUCUGACCUGACCUACAUCCAGCUGGGAUCACGGCUUCAGUCCAACUCCUUCGUCUGAGGAGGCCACACCAGCUUCUGAGGACAGAGCAGCAUCUGGACAGCUGCUGAUGGCCACCUCUGUUUCAUCAGCGUGACGACCAGAUGCUGUUCAUGGAGCCAGCUGCUGUAGAUGUGACCUUUGGAAAGGAGGAGGUGCAGACCUUCAAACAGCAGGAGGAGGUCCAGACCUUCAAACAGCAGGAGGAGGUCCAGACCUUCAAACAGCAGGAGGAGGUGCAGACCUUCAAGCAGGAGGAGGAGGUCCAGACUUUCAAACAAGAGGAGAUCCAGACUUUUGAGCAACAGGAAUCCCAGAUGUUCAGACACGUGGAGGUGCAGACCUUUGAGCAACAGGAGGUUCAGAUGUUCAGACCGGAGGAGGUGCAGACCUUCAGAGAGGAGGACGUCCAGACCUUCAAACAGCAGCAGGAGGUCCAGAUGUUUAGAGAGAAUGAGGUCCAGAUGUUCAAGCAGGAGGAGGUCCAGAUGUUCAGAGAGGACGAGGUCCAGAUGUUCAAGCAGGAGGAGGUCCAGAUCUUGAUGGCGGAGAUUCAGGAGGUCCGAGUCUUCCAGAGUCCGGUGACGUUGUCAGAGGUGAUGACAUCCAAUGGCUUCUGUCUGGCCAACAGCGAGACCAUCCUGUUUGACUUGACCCCACCCACACAGGAAGUCCCGAUCCAAUCAGACGACCCCACAGGCCGGCGACCGAGUGUCGGGACUGAAGUCUGUCUGCAGCUCUGCCAUCCGUCCGUCUCUCCUCACCUUCUCCGUGGUUUCACAGGGAGGAUGGGUCAAUUGAUGAAGAGGCGGCGUUUCAGGCGAAACACGGCCCCGCCCCCCUGAUGCAUCACCUGCUGCUCACCUGGAUGCAGGAGACAGACAUCCUGGACUGAUACUGUCGAGGACAGUCAUCAUGGUGACACUCACCUCAUCCAUCGAUCGAUUGAUUGAUCAGUGGAUGGACUGAUGGACUCCUGGUACAUUGUGGGAGAUUAAACUGGUCUCUGUGUGGACAAGUUAGUUUCCGCUGCUCCACAUCUGUCCAACAUCUGUCUAAUGUCUGCCCAACAUCUGUCUAAAAUCUGUCGAAUAUCUGUCCAACAUCUGUCUAAUAUCUGUCUAAUAUCUUUCCAACAUCUGUCCAACAUCUGUCUAAUAUCUGUCCAACGUCUGUCUAAUAUCUGUGCAACAUCUGUCCAACAUCUGUCUAACAUCUGUCUAGUAUCUGUCCAACAUCUGUCCAACCUCUGUCUAAAAUCUGUCCAACAUCUGUCUAAUAUGUGUUCAACAUCUGUCCACAUGCCCAACAUUUUCCAACAUUUAUCCAACAACUGUCCAACAUCUGUCCAACUUCUGUCCAACAUCUGCCCAACAUCUGUCUAAUAUCUGUCCAAUUUCUGUCUAACAUCUGUGCAACAUCUGUCCAACAUCUGUCUAAUAUCUCUCCAACAUCUAACAUCUGUCCAACGUCUGUCCAGUAUCUGUUCAACAUCUGUCUAUUAUCUCUCCAACAUCUAACAUCUGUCCAACUUCUGUCCAACAUUUGUCCAACUCUGAACACAGUCCAUCCAUUGGUUAAUUAUUAUAAUCAGUGAAUCUUUGUAUUGAACUGAUGAAAACAUGGAAAAUAAAACUCCACAUUAAACACUGUUA